Molecule: messenger RNA, 1656 nt
Organism: Candidozyma duobushaemuli
Lineage: Eukaryota; Fungi; Ascomycota; Pichiomycetes; Serinales; Metschnikowiaceae
Gene: MLS1
Product: malate synthase
Exons: 1
Coding region: 1-1656 (551 amino acids)
Biological process (GO): glyoxylate cycle
Cellular component (GO): peroxisomal matrix; cytoplasm
Molecular function (GO): malate synthase activity
Source: RefSeq, a predicted model, not a curated record
AUGUCGAACCCUUUCCCAACCACAUCCCUGAAAUUGCAAGGCGUCCAGAUCUUGGCUCCUGUGCCCCAGGAGGCUAAGCACAUUUUCAACCAGGAGGCCUUGGGUCUUGUUGCCACUUUGCACCGUGCCUUCAAUGGUGAGAGAAAGCGUUUGUUGGCCAACAGACAAGAGGAGCAGAAGUUGAGAGACGAGGGUGUCUUGCCAGACUUCUUGCCAGAGACUGCCCACAUCAGAGAGGACCCUUCUUGGACUGGUCCUCCAUUGGCCCAGGGCUUGCAGGACAGAAGAGUUGAGAUCACUGGUCCUACCGACAGAAAGAUGGUCAUCAAUGCCUUGAACUCCAACGUUGCCACCUACAUGGCUGACUUUGAGGACUCAUUGACCCCUGCCUGGAAGAACUUGGUUGACGGUCAGGUCAACUUGUACGACGGUGUCCGCAGAAACUUGUCUUUCAGCUCCAACGGUAAGCAGUACAAGUUGAACUUGGACCCAAAGAGACACAUUCCAACCUUGAUUGUCAGACCAAGAGGCUGGCACUUGGAGGAGAAGCACGUCUUGGUUGACGGUGAGCCAGUUUCUGGUGGUAUCUUCGACUUUGCCCUCUACUUCUACAACAACGCCAGAGAGACUUUGGAGCGUGGUUUCGGUCCAUACUUCUACUUGCCAAAGAUGGAGCACCACUUGGAGGCUAAGUUGUGGAAUGACAUUUUCAACUUCUCCCAGGACUACAUUGGACUCCCAAGAGGUACCAUCAGAGGUUCUGUCUUGAUUGAGACCUUGCCAGCUGCUUUCCAGAUGGAUGAGAUCAUCUACCAGUUGAGACAGCACAUUGGUGGUUUGAACUGUGGUAGAUGGGACUACAUCUUCUCUUUCAUCAAGUCGAUGAGAAAGCACAAGGAGUUCAUCUUGCCAGACAGAUCCCAGGUCACCAUGGCCUCUCCAUUCAUGGCUUCAUACGUCAAGUUGUUGGUGCACACGUGCCACAAGAGACAGGUGCACGCUUUGGGUGGUAUGGCCGCUCAGAUUCCUAUCAAGGAUGACGAGGCCAGAAACAGAGCCGCCUUGGAGAACGUCACCAAGGACAAGUUGAGAGAGGUCCAGGCUGGUUGCGACUCUUGUUGGGUUGCCCACCCAGCUUUGGUCCCAGUUGUGUUGAAGGUCUUCAACGAACACAUGAAGGGUCCAAACCAGAUCAACGUCCCACCAAAGACUCCUUACAAGCCUGUCACUGCCAGAGACUUGUUGAGUCCUUACGUGCCAGAGGCCAAGAUCACCGAGCAGGGUAUCAGAGCCAACUGUAUCAUCGGUUUGUCUUACAUCGAGGCCUGGUUGCGUAACGUUGGCUGUGUUCCUAUCAACUACUUGAUGGAGGAUGCUGCUACCGCCGAGGUGUCCAGAACCCAGCUUUGGCAAUGGGUUACUCACGGUGCCGUGACUGACCAGGGUCAGAAGGUUACCAAGGAGUACGUUGCCAAGCUCUUGGACGAGGAGUACUCCAAGUUGGCCAAGUCUGCUCCAGCCGGCAACAAGUUCAAGCCAGCUUUGGACUACUUCAAGCCAGAGGCUUUGGGUGAGAAGUACUCUGACUUCGUCACCACCUUGAUCUACAACGACGUCACCACCGUCGGUAGACCAACCACUGCUGAGAAGUUGUAG